Molecule: messenger RNA, 2016 nt
Organism: Alternaria arborescens
Lineage: Eukaryota; Fungi; Ascomycota; Dothideomycetes; Pleosporales; Pleosporaceae
Exons: 2
Coding region: 1-2016 (671 amino acids)
Source: RefSeq, a predicted model, not a curated record
AUGUCGGAUCAGCACCGUGGUCUAAAGAGCAAUUCCACCAAGAACACUUGGGACAUUCGAGAUCGUCUUCCAAGUAUCAUGGGUUGGCUGUCGCAAUACAACACAUUCAGGGCUCUCAAUAGAGCUUGUGAACAAGGCAAUGUAAAUAGCGAGCGGAAGAUCUUCAUUGUUAAAGGCCCUGAUCAUGGCAACGUUGAUGGAGGCAUCAUUGUAGACCCUCCUAAUACAUUCCCGUCCGAUGAUCCCGCCGCUGCCUGCCGCUGGGUGCAACAACAUCAAGACGACUCGCACAUACCAAUAACUAUGCGCUUCGAUGCAAAAAUGGGCAUAAGCAACUGGACGAGAGGGCAAUGGGCGCAUUUUAUCAUUCUCGUUCUUCCUGAUUUUCCUGACUACUACUGCAUCAUGCCGUUUCGAAGCUUUGCGAAUCUGCAUGCCGUACACCGAAGGACCAGUCGAAACUGGAACACUAUCCCUAGUCUAGAGUUCCGCACAUCUGGCCAACGGUAUCACACUUUCGAGAGCUACUUAGCUCUUUUUGCGGUCUAUAAAGAUGAUGUCUAUCAAGCGCUCACGAACCUUGUCAAUACUGCUGUUAAUCUAACAUGGUAUGUCAACCCUACGAACGGGGUCGAAUUCAGUGGUUGGAAGAUUCUGCAUGUCGAUACCUCGUUUCAACCAUUACUCCGGACGUCCCAAGUCUACCAGAGGCGGUCCGCAGAUGCUAUAUGGAGAAUUGCUAGGUUCCUCGAGAGCGCUGAUGGUAUAGAUAUGAGGAUUGUGCCCAAUCCGGCAGAACCGCUGGUGUGUGACUUCACGUUGAUGGACGAGAGGCUAAAAAUCAGCUAUCUGAUCGAACAUAAGUAUCGAGAUCUUGGAGAUCGACCGCGUCGAGGAGCCAACAAGCUCACAUACGAUGAAGUUGCGUGGCGUGACAAGAGUCUGAAUUGGCAUUUCCUUUUCAGUCAAUAUGGGGAUGAAAUGGCCAUCUUCACCCGGCGGGGUAUGACGUCGGUUGACUCUACAACUACUCCGCCUUUGUACCUCAACAUGAGCAAGCCUGGUGCAGCGACAGAGUUCGCAGAGUAUAUCCGAGCACAGGGUAGUAUUGCGAAGAGCAGAAUACGGAGCAAGUGGCAAAGCGUCGACCUGUACGACGAUAGCGUUCGUGCCGCAGAUGGUCUUGACCAUUCGACGUCUAUUUCAGUCUCCAGCAACAUCCAAAGUCGGACUCUGCCCAAGUCGGAUAUCCAACGCUUCGCGUUCGCUUUCGGGAAUGCUUUCAAUCGACAAAGCUACAAACUCCAAUCUGGUUGCUGCGUCAUACUGGACAAUGACCCUUGCGCUGACGCGGUCGUAGUUGAGCAUGACUGGGAUACAGAUGACUUGCUAGCCUUUCGGUCUGCUGCCAAACUCCCUGUAAACAUGGUGGGCAAGUCUAACCCUGCCCUCAUCUUACUAAAGUUUAUCCCCCACUACCAUCAGACUAAAACGGUCUCUAUAUCGAAGGCGUUUGAGCUCUCUAUGCAGGGCAAUUUCGAGAUUCCAGCUUGUUCCGCGCAACCGUUCAUCUACGUAGCCACGACUGGGGGUGUACCACAACCGGGUCAAGACGUCGAUCUCGACGAGCUCGUACUUAUCCCAUCCAAGGAAACAACGAUGCUAGAUGACUCGCUCAUGUGCGAUAAUUGCAGCAAUCGCGAUCAGGAGAGAGCCUGGACAUACGUCACACAAACAAUCUCGAAGCCGGAAUUGGUACAGCUCCAAGUAGUGGGUUCGUCCAAAGGUCUACAGGUACCUCUGACACAAGCCCCCUUCUUGCGAGAAACCGCUCGACCAACAACAAGGAUCGUGUCCCUACUAAAUGGGGAUGUUCAUCAGUACUUCAGUCGCUUGUUCUCUAGGACUGGCACUGAGAUUGUUUCGAAGCUGCACGGACCAACAGGGUUGCUCCAAAGACAAUGGAACCACGGUACUUCCAGAUUUUACCGCCAAGCAACCUCAGUGGGGAAGUAA